CGUUAAAUCGAAAGCAAACUUGAAGAGGAAAUAGUAAAAAGUCUCACUUGAAGCCAUAUUGUCCUGCCGUGCACCUGUUCUCUUUGAGUUAAUUUAAAACACUUUAACGGACAGUAUUUAUUUGUCCUUACGGUAAAACGUCUGCUCAGUCAUGCCGAAAGCAUGUUUGAAAAUCAGCAGAGCGAAUGCAGAGAAGGUGGAGAACUUCCGCCAGUCCCUGUAUCAGGAGGCAGAGCUUUUGUUCUCCAACUUCAUCCCCAUGAAGAUUGCACAGCUGGAUGCCUUGCAGAGGGAUGACGCCCUCAGUAUCACAGACAUGUCCUCUCUGAAGGCACCCCUGGACAUCCCCAUCCCAGACCCCCCUUCCCCAGAGGAGGAGGAAAUGGAGACUGAUAAGAAUGAAGAGGAUGAGAAGAAGAAAAAGAAAGCUCCAAAAUGUGGCUUGAUCAAGGGGAAUGAGAAGAUCAUUAUGCUUCUGGAGAGGGUGAAACCAGAGAUCUUUGCUCUUAGAGAGACCAUCCUAACUGUCACCUGCUGGAUUCAGCACCUCAUCCCACAAAUCGAGGAUGGAAAUGACUUUGGGGUUGCAGUGCAGGAGAAAAUCUUGGAGAGAAUCGCUGUAGUGAAGACCAAAGUCGACGGUUUUCAGACCAACAUCAACAAGUACUUUUCCGAGAGAGGAGAUGCUGUAGGAAAGGCUUCCAAGGACACUCAUGUGAUGGACUACCGCAGGCUGGUCAGCGAGAAGGACGAGGACAUGUACUCUGAGAUCAAAGUGAUUGUUCUCGACAUUCGCGGCUUCUACGCCGAGCUUUACGACAUCAUCAACAAGAAUCUGGAGAAGGUGACCAAUCCAAAGGGAGAGGAGAAACCUUCCAUGUACUGACGCAUGGUGGGGGGGGGCGGGGCAGAUACUACAAUUCAUGUGUUGCAUUCACAAAUAAUCAUCUGUCUGUUCAGUAAUGCUGCACGUUCAUUACUAAAUGUUGCUUAUUCUUCAAAAAGGUAACAAUAAAAGUUUUAUCUCUGAUCUGUGAUGACACUUUGGUUUUUGUACCGUAACUUGCACUAAACUACAAAUUUAAAAAAAACGUAAUAAAGAAGUCUUGUUUUUUUUUUCAAA
This is a messenger RNA of Notothenia coriiceps (black rockcod), 1123 nucleotides long. It is a transcript of the gene psme2, whose product is annotated as proteasome activator subunit 2. Gene Ontology annotation, molecular function: endopeptidase activator activity. The record is from RefSeq and is a predicted model, not a curated record. Gene Ontology annotation, biological process: regulation of G1/S transition of mitotic cell cycle; regulation of proteasomal protein catabolic process; positive regulation of endopeptidase activity. The transcript has 11 exons. The coding region runs from base 152 to 886 and encodes 244 amino acids. Lineage: Eukaryota; Metazoa; Chordata; Actinopteri; Perciformes; Nototheniidae. Gene Ontology annotation, cellular component: nucleoplasm; cytoplasm; proteasome activator complex.